AUGCGCCUUCAGUGACUGUAACCGCAACCAUUCUGUUCUGGUAUCUUUCAACCUUCAUAGAAUCCGUUGAUUUUAUUGUUAUGUAAAAACGAAGUACCCUUUGUUUUUUCGAAACGGACAGGAGCGAGUUCUCUUUUUUAAGAAAUGUGAAAGCUAUCAAGAUACAGUCUGCACUGGCGAUUUGGAAUGGACCGGUGGUUUGAUGGAAGUUAACAAUGGAACUCAUACGACGUUGAAAACUGAAUGCUGCACAUAUCCGGGAAUGUAUCGAUCCUACUUAAUCAGAACGGUACUCCUAGGAAAAGAUGAUAGGUUAGCGAUGAUGUUCUCUAUAAACUCAGUUGCUCUUGUAGCCUAUCACUCAACAUCAUUCGACCUCAUUAAAGCAGUACGCAAAGCGAUAAAUAGUGACAAUAGCUUAACAAUUUCCUUAACUUUCAAUUGCCGAAAAGUUUCCUCCAGUACCGAUACAUUUUCUGAUGCCAGAAAUUUCGUUGGGAUUCUCAUUCACUCCUUGAAUAAUUUUCAAUCUAGAAAUCGAGGAGUUCAUGACGACUACGUGCAUCCGGCAAUACGAAAACGUCGUCCGGUCUACGGAAGACGUAAAAUAACGCGUGUGUAUGGUGAUAACAACGAUGAUUACGACUACGACUUUUAUAUUCCUCGAUUAAUGAGCUUGAAUAACGUUUUCGAGCAGAUGCAGUGUUUCAGCGGGGACAUGAAGGUUGAGACUCCAUCAGGGUCGAAGGCCGUGAAAGACGUAGUGGUCGGCGACAUGGUUCUAACCAUCGACGAAUCCAUGGCGACGUUUUCACCUGUGAUCAUGUUUCUUCAUAAACUUGAACACGAAGAGGCUGUGUUUUUGCAUAUUCAUACGGACUACGGAGAGUCGCUCAAACUGACAGCAAAUCACUUGAUGUAUGUGGCGAAUUGUGAUCGAGGCACACCUCUUCGCUUGAUUGCAGCCAAAAAUGCUCAAGUAGACCAGUGUGUAUUCGUCACCGAGAACAGGUCGAAACUCAUUCAGAGACGAAUAAGUUCAAUAGCAAAGGUAACGGAGAGAGGAAUAUACGCGCCCUUGACAGUCACAGGUGACAUCGUUGUGAACCGCUACCUUGUCUCCUGUCACUCCAAUAUCGCUCUGAAGACACUCCAGCAGACGUUCUUCGGCUUCUAUCGAAGCGUUUCCAUGGUGUUUCACACACAUCUACCACUUGGUGUACAUUACAUGACAACGAUUCUCGAUCUCUUUCUCCCAAAUUCAUUCUUAUAA
Molecule: messenger RNA, 1273 nt
Organism: Angiostrongylus costaricensis
Lineage: Eukaryota; Metazoa; Nematoda; Chromadorea; Rhabditida; Metastrongylidae
Source: the annotation of a GenBank genome assembly